This is a messenger RNA of Lactuca saligna, 3013 nucleotides long. The record is from the annotation of a GenBank genome assembly. NCBI's taxonomy places the organism in Eukaryota, Viridiplantae, Streptophyta, Magnoliopsida, Asterales, Asteraceae.
GAGACUGCAAUUAAGGCAUCUCGGGCUUCUAUUAUCGUGUUGUCUGAGAACUACGCUUCUUCAACAUGGUGCCUGGAUGAAUUGGUGCUGAUCCUUGAGCAGCGUAUCACAUCCAACCAUAUUGUCAUCCCAAUCUUUUAUCAUGUGGAGCCCACUCAUGUCAGGAAGCAGCAAAGUAGCUUUGGAGAUGCAAUCGCCAAGCAUAAACAGACAAUGGAGGCAGAGACAUAUGCAGAUAAAAGAAGUCAAUUAGCUCAAAAGAUGGACCGAUGGAUUAAGGCACUUGUAGAUGUUGCUAAUUUAAAAGGAAAUGACAUAAAAGGAAGGUUAGAGACAGAGUUUAUUGAAGAAAUUGUGAAGGACAUCCAUCAUAAAUUACAUGUACACUUAAGGAGAGUUGGACCACAACUUAUUGGGAUGCAAAAUCAUAUUAACUUUGUAACUUCAUGGUUGAAAGAUGGAUCCUCACAUACGGCAGACAUACUCACUAUUUCGGGUAUGGGUGGGAUCGGGAAGACAUAUUUAGCCAAACAUGUCUAUGGGCUAUAUUCUCAUGAAUUCCACAAAAGCAGUUGUAUUGAAGAUAUUAGUAGGGUUUGUGAUGGAAAGUUUAAUGGGUUGCUUGAUUUACAAAAACAACUUUGCAAUGACAUCUCAAAAACAAGUUCAAUUAAAGUUCAUGAUGCUUUGGUAUACACCUCAAAGAUAGAGAAUAUUGUAGCUCGUAAAAGGGUGUUUCUCACUCUUGAUGAUAUCAACACCCUUGAUCAGUUGGAUGCAUUACUUGGGAGCAAAGGUUUUCAUCCAGGAAGCAAAAUAAUUAUAACCACAAAGGAAAGACGUUUGAUAGAGAGGUGUGCACUAUUCAAAACAGACAUUAAACCAAAGCAUACAGAGCUCUUGCUUCAAGGCUUACAUGAGACCGAAUCAUGGAAACUUUUGUGUCUCCAUGCAUUCAAAUGCAAAUAUCCCAAGACAGGUUAUGAAGGGGUGUUUUAUAAGCUUGUGAAGUAUUGUCAAGGACAUCCAUUGGCUCUUGUAGUAUUGGGAAAAUUUCUAUAUGAUCGAGAUGUAACUUAUUGGGAAGGGUGCAUAGAAGGGCUAAAGAAAGAAACAGAUUCUCAUGUGAAUAAUGUCUUGAGAAUGAGCUUUAACUCUUUGCAAUCCAAAAAUGAUAAGGACUUGUUUAAGUAUAUUGCUUGUUUUUUUGUUGAAAUAGAUAGAGAUGUUGCUGAAACAAUAUUACAGGCAUGCAAUAUAAACAUAAGAUCUGGAAUCCCGAAUCUCCUCGACCGAUUCCUUCUUACAAUUGGAGGUAAAAACAAAUUGAAGAUGCAUCAGUUGGUUCAAGAGAUGGGAAGAUUCGAAGUACAUCAAGAAUCACAUGACAAGCCAUUGAAGAGAAGUCUAUUAUGGUGUCAUGAGGAGUCAUUCAGAGUAUUAAAACAAAAAAAGGGUAAGGGAAAUCUUGUUGGCCUUGCCCUUGACAUGCGCAUGCUUGAGAAAGAGAUGUUGGGUGCAUCAUAUAAGCUAAAAACAGAUGCAUUAAGUAUGAUGGAUAAUUUGAUGCUACUACAACUCAAUUAUGUUCACAUGAAUGGGUCUUAUGAGAACUUUCCACUGGAACUAAGAGCUCUCGAGAGGUUAAUAGUUAGAAAUUGCACUGGUUUGCUUGAAGUUUGUGAAUCAAUUGAGCAGUGUGUUGAACUUUCCCUCAUCGAUCUAAGCUACUGCAAGGAGCUUAAAAACCUUCCAAGAAGUAUAGGCAUGCUAAAGAAGGCAAUGGUGGGUGUUGAGGAAAAGGUAUUACGUAGCUUGGGCUGGAGUAAUUUACUCCAUAACAAAAGGAAUGGGGGAAAUAAUCCUAGGAAAUCUCGAAUGCAGAUGUUAUAUGAAUUUGGAAUAUUCAGCACGACAUAUGACACAGAGGAGAUGCCGAGUUGGUUUAUUCAUAGAAGCGCAGGGCCAUCGAUAUCAUUUACAAUCCCAUCAUCAUCUCCAAACAACCUCCUUAAAGGAAUCAACUUCUGCUUUCUGCAGACAAGGAGAGUUUUGUAUGAGAGGCCUUUAAUUCUACUUGAUCAUUUCCCCGUUACACCGAUGAUCACAGUUAGUAAUAUAACAAAGAACCGCAUGUGGAUAUACGAACGUCUCUGGGACAGAUACUUUGUAGAUCCAAAGUGUUGGGUGGUGUUAAGUCAUUGGAUGUUUGGGAUGAAUGAGAUGGAGCCUGGUGACCAUGUUACUAUUACUGUUACAGCACGGCGUAAUGAACUUACAAAGGAGUGUGGGGUGAGUCUUGUGUAUGAGGAUGAUGGAGAGAAGAAGGAUGAAGAAGAAGGUGUGUUGGGUUAUUACAAGUCAUGGAAUCACAUAAUUGGUGGAGAUCUCUCUCCUUUUCAGACAACUACAGGACAAUUCAUCCUAAGAAACCAACAGUUUGUUACAUGUGGCAUUGUAUUGUUUCCCUAUCAUCGUAAAUUCGUUCCAGACGGCCCCGACAUUCAAGUAUGAAAGGAAAAGUUUUGGUUCAGAGCUUUAUCCCUAAGGAAGCUUGACAUAAGUCGUCGCGCACAUGAGGGUGAGGGGGGAUCUUCAAGGUCUCAUCCUUCACAUGAAAAGGAUUGAGAAAGUGAGGCUACAUGACUGGCAUGAGUUGAAAAUAGAUGCAAUGGGAAAAUGGGUAGCCUGAUGCUAUUGCAAACUCAAUCGUCUAUGACCUAAUUUUCCAGAAGAAUUAAGAUAAUAUAUACCAGCCUCUACUACAAAAUUGAACACAUUUGGAAUUGUAUGUUAUUUCCACAUGAUUCUUUUAAGCAUAGGUAUCAAAAUUAAACACUUCUUGAAUUGUGUGCUAUUUCUUGAUCAUAAUUUGAGCUGAAAUCUUGACCAUUGCCUUAUCAACAAUGUCUAUCGUGUCUAUGGACUCAAAAGCUCAAAUCCUUGAUAGGAUUCUAUAAUUUAUUUGGAUACUACGUAAAAUUCACUUGCUACACCUUAAUAUGGGAAUUCU